GCGCGAAGGGAGGCGGCAGCGGCGCAACGAGCAUCUGGUGCAGCCGGGACGGAUGGAGACGCCAGGAGGGGCCGCCCCGCCGGAGCUGGCCCAGGAAGCCCCCAAGCUGGAGGGCCAGACCCCCAUCACGCUCUCCAUGCAUGGGCUGGUAGAAGAGCCCCGCAGCUCUCCGGCGGAGGAGGAAGGAGGGACCCCAAUGCCCACCUCAGGGCUGCUGCAGGUGGCCGAGCGCCGGCAACCCCUGAGCAGCGUUUCGUCUCUCGAGGUGCAUUUCGACCUCUUGGACCUCACGGAGCUGACCGACAUGUCUGACCAAGAGCUGGCCGAGGUCUUUGCAGAUUCGGAUGAGGAAAAUGCAGCCCGAGAGCCCCCCGCUGGACUGCAUCCCCACUCAACCCCCAGAGCCGGCUACCUCCGCUCCCCCUCCUGGACGAGGACAAAGGCUGAACCGGGGCGUGAGAAGAAGCUCCUCGGUGAUCCUGAGCUCCAAGCAGACCCUUUCCUGGUGGUGGAAAAGCCAAAGAAGGAGUAAGGGGAGGGGAGGAGGACAGGAGCCCCACCCAGGUGCCAACCUUCACUCUUGCACUGUCAUUCCUCCCACGCAGCCGCCGGGACUCUCGCAAACGUGUGCCAAGAGCCCCCCUCCCUCCUUGACCAUCAUUUCAUUGGCCAAUCUCCUUCCAGGCCCCAGCAGGCCCCCUUUCCCCCUGCUGGGCUGCCCGUUUCCUGCAGGCACUGCUCUCCUCUUGCGGGAAGAAGGUGGGCCGAGCGAGGGGGGCUUUCCCAACCUCAUUUGGAGGGGGGCUUGUGGCAAGAGCUGCCGAAGCCUGAAGGAGGGGCGCCUCCUCUUCAGCCACGUGCCUUGACUGCUGCUGGGCUGAGCCAAGACAAGCUACCCAUGAUACCAAAGGAACCGAGGGGCAAAAACACGGCACCAUUUCUGGGGCACUGAAACAGCCUGAAUUCUGGGACUUUCUCUCCUCUAAGCACACAUCGUUUCCAAUGGCCUUAACUCUUGCCCAGCGCUCCACCACUUUGCGCAAAGUGCACAGCACCAACGCAGCUGGCCCAGCUUCCGCCAGGCUCGGGGAUACUCCCCUGGAGCCGAUGCCCACCCGUGUCGCAGCAGUGAACCUUCCUCAGCAGAAGAGACUUUUCUCGAGAGGAAGCCGGCCAGGGGUGUGGUGUGGCAUGGCUGGCGAGGCACACACUGCUGUUGUGGCUGCUCACCAACCUCCCUGGUGCUCGAGAGAGCCGAGCCAAGCAGGGGGAAGCAAUGGGCGUGAAACAGGAUCCCCGGUGCUUCCAGAACCCUGUGGCCAGGCCCUUUGGGAUGAAGAGGGAGUGCGGCUCAGGCUGCUGGUGGACAGCAGAGCUUCCCCCACGGACAGAAGCCCACGUGUCUCCCCUGUCCAGAGGGCCCCCAGGGAGCUGGAGGAGAGUCAGCCAGCAAGGCCCCCACGUGACUUGGCCUUCUCCCUUCAGUCACCGAACCUCCAAGGCAUUCGUUAUUUCAGAGUUCUUCGUGUCCUUCCCCGUGUCCCCACAGCCGUUCCGUGUCCUGUGUCAGAAGAGGGGGACGUGGGCCGGGGUGGCGCUAGAGGGGCAGGCUCUGAGCACAGCACCCUUCCCCACCCUCUGGAGGCCCCCGGGCCUUUGGCCUGCCUGAUUCAGGACAGAUCAAGAGUUUGCAUUGCCAACUCAAGUCAUUUACUUCAGCUAAGAAGGAAGCACCAUAGAAUCUGAUCUCAGCUGCUAUUAAACCCCGCCUGCCAGGGAGCUCUGCGAUGGAGGCGGCAGCUGUUAUCGGGACCACCAGGAAGGGGCCUGGCUGGUGGACAGCACUGCUCUGCCGCCCCCUCCCAACCUCCCCGGACUGUUGGCCAGUCCUUGUUCAUUCAGAUAGCCCAGGUCUCUUCUCCAGCAGCAACCGGCCCAGGAGGAGGAGCCUCGAGUAGAGCAGCAGAGCCAGGCUUUCCUUCUCUUCUCCACAAGGGACAGGCGGCCAUCCUGCCAGCCAAGGUGCCUGCAAUGCUCCCCAUUGCCUUUCCUUGGUACAGCUGCUCUCCAGAGCCAAGAAAGGGGAGAGGCUCCGUGGAGGAGACCUUCCAAGUUCCGGACCACUUGGGCUCGGAGAGACCCAUCUCACUCCCGAGGCCACCUGGGUUAUUAUAUCCAACAUGGAGACAAAAUCAGACCUGUUCCUGGGGGGGAGGGGGGUGUUGUUCCAACCAGAAAAAUAAACUUUCCCCUGGUUGACAGCAAGAGUGGCCUUCAGCUCUCCAGCUCCCUUAGGGCCACUCAGAGGGACUGAAGCAAACGUUUUCAAGGGGAAAGCCACGAGGCGGGUGGGGAGAAGCCACCCCUAGGAAUUUUUUACGUGGACUCUUGGAGAGGCAUCCAGGCAGGGAUCCCACAAGCUGGUCCUUUUGCGAGGGGCAACAGGAGAUUCCAAGCCCCCAUUCCCUGCUUGCUUUCUCGCCUCUGGGCCGGGCACAGCUGCUGGAGAGAGAGGCUGAUCGGCAGAGGGAUGGCCAAGUAGGCCCUUUUGGGUCAAGGUCCCAUCAGGAGCCCUCAGAGGCCCCUGGCCCAGGAUCAGAAGGGCGUCCUGUGCAGGUUCAAGUGUGGGGCGGCCACCUCCUCCCUCCAGGAGCAGCACAACAGCCCAUCCUGGCCAUAUCCUGCAGUGGGGAUGGGCACCCCAGACUUCUUGACAUUCCAGGCUGCAUUUUGGGGUCAAGCACAGAUAAUGUUGAGUUCCAAUCGUUGGCUUUUCCUCAACUAGACAGCAUCGCCCUCUUGUGCAGCAAUGGAGUGAACCCCUUACAAGAUGAUACGGCUACCCUCUCCUGACGACGUACAACUGUGCCAUGAAAGACAAACGUUUGAUGUUGCCCUGAUGAUUAGGGCACCAAGGAAGCUCAAAUGCACAAGGCAAGGGGUGCGUAUUUCCAUUCUAAACACCAAGGAGCGCUUUCUUGUGUCCCAGCAUCAAGGAAACGCUGUGUAAACUCUCAGGAGAUACCCAAGAUCUUCACAAGGGUAGCCAACUGCUUUUGGCAAAGCAAGGUCCUCCUGGGAUCUCAACAAUACUCCACCCAACCAGUCUGGUGUCCUCAACACUUGGAGCCUCUGUCUUUGUUGUGUCCCUUCUGUGCUCUGCGUUCCUAUUUUACCACCACCCCCAUCUUUGGAUUAAAUUCUGUCCAUUCUUGUACAGUGCCCCUCUGCUACCUCUGAUGUUCCGGUGAUUAAAGUUGUUUCAAAUGGU
Molecule: messenger RNA, 3271 nt
Organism: Thamnophis sirtalis
Lineage: Eukaryota; Metazoa; Chordata; Lepidosauria; Squamata; Natricidae
Gene: DBNDD1
Product: dysbindin domain containing 1
Biological process (GO): negative regulation of protein kinase activity
Cellular component (GO): cytoplasm
Source: RefSeq, a predicted model, not a curated record